Messenger RNA from Aspergillus chevalieri, 399 nucleotides. RefSeq lists its product as uncharacterized. Lineage: Eukaryota; Fungi; Ascomycota; Eurotiomycetes; Eurotiales; Aspergillaceae. The record is from RefSeq and is a predicted model, not a curated record. The coding region runs from base 1 to 399 and encodes 132 amino acids. The transcript has a single exon.
AUGAAGGCCACCACCCUCCUCGCCAUCUUCGGCCUCUUCGGAGCAAGCACCACAGCAAUCCCAACAGUUAACCUCCCCCGGCAAAACGGUAACGGCCACCCGCUAUCCUGGGAAUUCUUUCUCUUCCAAAACACGAACUGCACAGGACCCCAGGAUACAUUUUCCGGUAACGGAACUACGGCUUGUCGGAACGAUAUCCAGCAUGGUAGCGCGUUGGGGUUUAUCAAGGAGGAUAUUAGUCCGGGUUGUGUGAUUGAGUUGUUUAGGGCCAAGAACUGUACGCAGAGUGUGAGGAAUGUUACCUCAAGGACGGAGAGUACGUGUCAGGUUCUGCCGGGGUCGGUGUCGAGUUUUGAUGUGAAGUGUGCGAGGCCGAGGUUUGUUGUACCUAGGGGAUAG